UCUGACAAAAGCCUUGCCUUGUGGUGGCUAACGGAUAUAUUUUAAUUGUAGCCUAUAAUUAUGCCUAAAUCAGUGGUAACAUUGCGGUACGGUCCAUACGAGUCGUGUGGUAUUGUAGAGCACAAAACAUUUCGCCUGGACGGUUUACAAGCUGUCUUAAAAGACGCUGGCUACCAGUGUGUCCUCGAGAAAACAGAUGACUGGAAUAUAUUAGAGCUCAUUGUCAAUGAAGAGUGUGUCUACACUUGCAACAUUACUGAUCUUGAGUUUGGGGGUGAUGGACGACUUGAUCCGCGGUGCCAGGAGGCCAUUGACGCCGUGAGGAACGCAGGUGUAUUGAACGACAUGCCAACAAGAAAAUAUAUAUAGCCUAUACCGAAAAGGGUGACAUUUUUGUCCUCAGACCCCAGGACAUUAUGUGUAAAAUUGCAUUAAAAUUAACUCUAAAAAAUAUUUUAUUAUUAAGCAAAAUGUCAUGCACAUUAAGCUAACUAAAAAUUUAAAACGUAUUAUUAAUAACAACACAGAACACAAAAAAAUGGCAUUUUCUGCAUGUCCCAACUCUCUAAACUUUACCAGGAAAUAUUAUGAUUACAAUCCUUCAGAAAUCUGAUUUUUCUUUCAUUGUUGUGUGACUUUAUAGCCAAACUGCUUUAAAAUGAAAAAAGAAAAAACUUUGAUCUAAUAUUUUAGAUAAAAUACACAUUUUAGUCAUAUCCCCGGGUUUCACUAUUACAUCCCCCCUCUGAAAAACGUAGAACAUUCCACAAGACACAUUUUCAACUGUGAGUUGCAUCAUCUGGAUCAUCUGAAGGCGACUAUAAGUCACUCCUCUCAUUUUCAUUUCUGUAUAUUUGAUGAAAUUGUAACUAUGAAUGAGAAGGUCAAUCAGUCCUGUUACCUAAACUUUUUUAUUAGAUUUCUUUUUUUUUAAUAUGAACUUUUAGUAAGGCACUAUGGCUGUGUCCUCACGCUAUUAGCAUCAAUGCUAUGUGGCCAUAUGCCAUAUAUUUGAUAACUUUUUGCUUAAAAACUCAAUUCUGUUACUUUCAGUCCUGUUACUAUUUUUUUCUUUUUCUAAAAAAAUAAAAUUAAACCUCUAUUUUUAUCAGUUUUG
Pimephales promelas (fathead minnow) is the source of this 1117-nucleotide messenger RNA. It is a transcript of the gene c11h10orf53, whose product is annotated as chromosome 11 C10orf53 homolog. Lineage: Eukaryota; Metazoa; Chordata; Actinopteri; Cypriniformes; Leuciscidae. The record is from RefSeq and is a predicted model, not a curated record.